Molecule: messenger RNA, 3172 nt
Organism: Scomber japonicus (chub mackerel)
Lineage: Eukaryota; Metazoa; Chordata; Actinopteri; Scombriformes; Scombridae
Exons: 10
Coding region: 1-3012 (1003 amino acids)
Biological process (GO): regulation of transcription by RNA polymerase II; negative regulation of DNA-templated transcription
Cellular component (GO): transcription regulator complex; histone deacetylase complex
Molecular function (GO): transcription corepressor activity
Source: RefSeq, a predicted model, not a curated record
AUGGAGGACCGUUCAUCCACCCACACCUUUCCCAAUCAUCGCCACCGGCCAUCCUUUCACCUCACCCUGCCCAGCGUUCAGGGCCCUGAAGUGGGAUACCCAUCCUCCCAGCAUGCCCUAGACACCAUGAAGCAGUAUGGAAGUAGAGGGGAAGAAUCCAUAAACUCCUUUGCAACUUCAAGCACCUCUUCUGGGGGAAGGAGGGGGAGCAGUGCCGGCGACAGAGGCUUCCUAAACACGAGUGGAAGCGGUUUGGAUGGAGAUGGUAACCUAGGAGGCCAUCUUGACAGAGAAAGUGCUUUAGGCGACCAUUUUGCUGACACGUGGUAUGGCAGUAGCAAAAAAGAGGACGUUUGGGAUGAUGGGGAGAGUUGUGAAAGCACUGCAGACAGUUUUUAUAGUAAAGGUGGUUGCUACAGUAAUGCAAAUGAUGUUUUAUACACCAGGGAUUGUGGCAAUGAGGAUGGGGUGACUCGUAGAGUCAGAGCAAACUACAACAGUUAUUUACACGUUAGCUGUGAAGCCAAAGCUGAUACGGUUUACAUUAGGGAUGCUAAUGUUAGCCACUUUGCUAAACAAACUAGUUCCUAUAACAGAAGUGAUAGCAGUGUAGAUUACUGCAGAACAGAUUCAAGGGUGAGUGAUAGUUAUUUAGGAAGGGAGGAAGAUUAUGGGUCCAGCAGUGGCUCAGGUGAGGAUCAGCUUCAACCAGCAGAGAUGGAGCAGGGAACCUGGCUCAAUUUCUCUCCCAUAAGUCAAACUGGGGAUGGUAGGUGGAGAGGAGGAUCAGACACCCACACUUUGGCUUCCGGGUGCUUUCCACAGAGAUCGCCUAUAAACCUCAACAGUGGGACAUACACUCAGAAACUGGACUCCUUCUCUGAAGCUUUUCUGCAGAAGAGAAGAUUCCCUGUGAUUCCUAAUAUGGAUUCUUCUGGACACUUGUGUGAAUUUGGAGUUGGGAAAGGAGAGAGCCCUGGACUGAUCAAGUCAAGGCACAGCUGUGCUUUUGAUACAGACCCCUACUUGCAACCCUCUUCCACCUCACCCAUUCACCCCUCUUUCCCCUCUCCUCCCACAUCGUCUCAUCUUGUGUGUUCAGUUCUUAGUCCCCCACCCACACCUUUACCUCCUCCUUCCCAUUCUCCAUCCAAAAUGGACUCUCCCGGUGCGUUCGGAGGAACUGCACAUUCAGGCUCACAGGGGGGAGAGACACAUGGUGGGCUCCAGUUUUUCGCUUCCAGCCUUCAGCCACCUGUCCACUCUUCCAGGAUGAUAUGGAAGUUUCCACUGCUGUCACAUUGCUUUUCACAAACAUCAGAUGACCCCAGCAGCAUCGAGGACAACCUAAGAUCAUCCCAUGGUAGUGACUAUGGCAACACCACAGCCUCGCAUGAUAUCCUUCAGUCUCCCGAUACAGCAUUCCUCACUUCCUCAUCCCACAAGUCAUCUCUCCAACCAUCCAGAGCACUCUGUCCUUCCAACACUCCAUUCCUUCAUCCCUCCUUCCAGCUUCCCUCUCGCCCAUGUCACCUUUCAGGCCAACAUAAUGAGGCGGCACAAAAUAACACUCCUUAUAUGGCGACCCAGAAAACAAAGAAUGGACCAGUCAGUCUCAACCAGUCACAGCUGCAGCCACAAUCUUCUUCAGCCUAUACUGGAACUCCAUUUCCCAGUAUCCUUUACUCUAGCAGGGGUCACAGGAGGAGUCACUACACUCCUCGCCCUCUCCUCAAUCCAGUCCGCAGGGGGACGGGGCUCUACUCCUCCCUGUUAUCGCUCCAUCACAGAGAGGAAGAGAAAGCUUGUGUAAAAGAGGAAGAGGAGUGUAGUGUGUUACCGCGGGUCAACGUGGGUCAUGAUUUCCAGGCAGAGCUUCCUCCGUGCUUUGUGGAAGGACAGCGGUCAAGGGUGUGGACACCAAAAGAUGAAUCGUCAAGGGAACAGUUGCUGUGGAAACCAUCAAACGAGCUGGAAGAAAGCACCAAUUUACAAGACCAAGUGGGGAAGCUGUUGUCGAUGUGUAGUUCCAGCUGCUUACCAGGAGGGGGCAGUAACAUGGAGCUGGCUCUGCACUGUCUGCACUACUGCCAGGGAAACACAAUGACCACACUGGAGAUGCUGCUGUUCUCACAGCCUUCACCAACAGGAGACUACCACUACUCUGGUAGUGAUCUUUGGACGGACAAUGAAAAAAAUAUCUUCAAUGCAGCUCUGGUGACUAAUGGAAAAGACUUCUCAGUCAUACAGAAAAUGGUGAAGACUAAGACCGUGAGCCAGUGUGUUGAGUUUUACUACCUAAGCAAGAGGCUCCUCGACAAGCAGGCCAAACAGAAGGAGGAGGAGAGCAGAGUUAGAGAGACGGAGCAGCAGGAAAGUGCGACACCCAUCUGUCAGCCAGUGGACAGGCAGUUCGGACGAGAGGAGGCGGUUCCUGUUCCCUCAUUGGCCAGCUUCUUCCCCUGCAAACUGUGCGGCAAAAUGUUCUACAAAAUUAAAUCCCGCAACGCUCACAUGAAAAUCCACCGCCAGCCUCAGGAGGAUUGGACCGAUAGGCGGCUGCAGCACCAGCUCCUCACUCAGCGUCUGGCCCUCGGUCAUGCCACCAACCUCAUGCCCACACCAGGCAGUAAUCUGCUGCCACCUCAGAGUCCAGCUAUGACCUUUCCCUCCUCUGGCCUCCCUGGAACUUCAAACAGUAACAGCAACGCAGACAAUGUCCUCAGCACUGUAACCAGUAGCAACGCCAUCACUCCCAGCAAUUCCAGUGUCCUAGAUCCAAGCACGGCUGUAAUAUACAGCAACAUCGGCGCCCCAAACUCUCAUGUAAUGCCCAGCAUUGAUGCCGGUGACUCAAAUCACAGAGAGCCCACCACUGUGUUACCCUUCCAUCAGUCAUGGGGCUCAUUUGGACACAGCCCCGACCCUGCUGCAUUCUACUGCAACCCAGAGGGGAAGGAAGCUGCAGGAGCCGAGCCAGGAGGGGUGAAAGAGCCAAUCAAUUGGCAGUAGUGUUUAACUCUCCCAAAAGCAUUACUACCACUGAGGUCUGAGACUCUUCAAUGUUUAUUGAACCUUUAAUUCAAACUCAUUUUUAAUUCAAACUUCAGUACAGGAUAGUCUCCAGGUAUUUUUUUGCAAAUGUUUAUUUUUUUAAUGCAUCUCUUUGUAG